AGAGGGAACAAAAGCAACUAUAAAAGGACGACUCGGACCAGCAGCAGCGGCGUGAGACUCCUCACUGCGCAUUCGAAAGUCGGAAUCCACCUCGACCGCGAGGAAAGAAGAGAGGAAAGGAAGAAAAGAUAGGGGAGAUCAUCAUGCAGUUCGCAGCGCUAUCCGUAUCUCUCUUCGCCGCCUUCGUGGCCGCGCAGAACUCAACUUCACUCCCUGGCCUCGUCUCCCAAAUACCCACCUGCGCGAUCCCGUGUUUCAACAGCGCUACGCAGGCGGCCAACUGCGCGUCGACCGAUUUCUCCUGCCUUUGCACGUCCGGCCGUGAUAGUUUCACCUCGUCCAUCGGGCCAUGCAUCCUGCUUGGUUCGGAAUGCACGCAGGAGGAUAUCAGCAGGGUCACUCAACUCGCUCCCGAGAUCUGCGCCGCCGUAGAAUCAAACCCGGACCCGUCCUCAGUCGCCGAGGCAUCUAACAUCGUCACAUCCGCCGUCGGCGCCCCGACCGCGUCUUCGACGCCCGACGCCGCCGCCCGGCCAGAUAUCGCAAUGGGGUUCGUCGGAAUCGCCGCCUUCGCAGCUCUGGCGCUAUAGAGCUCGCAAUCCGCAUACGCUCGCUUUUGGAAAGCAACCGGGGGGGGGCACCGCGCUCCUCCCUCCCUUAACUACACUUUUACGAUCAUUCAUGACCUGGGAUUGG
Molecule: messenger RNA, 696 nt
Organism: Durotheca rogersii
Lineage: Eukaryota; Fungi; Ascomycota; Sordariomycetes; Xylariales; Xylariaceae
Exons: 2
Coding region: 144-590 (148 amino acids)
Source: RefSeq, a predicted model, not a curated record